Molecule: messenger RNA, 1360 nt
Organism: Boleophthalmus pectinirostris (great blue-spotted mudskipper)
Lineage: Eukaryota; Metazoa; Chordata; Actinopteri; Gobiiformes; Gobiidae
Gene: cpa6
Product: carboxypeptidase A6
Exons: 11
Coding region: 14-1360 (448 amino acids)
Biological process (GO): proteolysis
Molecular function (GO): zinc ion binding; metallocarboxypeptidase activity
Source: RefSeq, a predicted model, not a curated record
GCGCCGGUCAAGCAUGGCGCGGAUGGACCAAAGGAGCGUUUUUCGCGCCUGGGUUUUACUGACAUGUGCGAUAAUCUGCAGUCAUGUGCUAUGUCCCGUCAGUGGAUAUCUCUACAAUAACCGCUACGCAGGUGAUCAGGUCUUCAGGAUACACCCCAAUACUGAGGAAGAAGUUGGAAGAGUCAAGAGUAUCCUGGGACACAUAAAGGUGGAUCUCUGGCAGCCCAACAGCCUUUCUAUGAUCACCCACAAUGCCACAGUGGAUGUGCAUGUGAAACACAAUGAUGUACUCAGGCUUCAUACAUGUUUGAAGCAGGAGCACAUCAGUUAUGAAGUGUUUAUCACAAACUUGCAAAAGGAAAUAGAAAAGCAGACUGGGUACCGCUCGUCCCGUAGGCGGAGGUCAGCUUCUCAAUACGACUAUGAGGUUUACCACUCACUGGAAGAGAUCCAAAGCUGGAUGUUUGAGAUGAACCGAACUAACCCAGACCUUGUCGACAUGUUUUCUGUGGGAAAAUCAUAUGAAGGAAGGCCUCUUUAUGUCCUCCAGCUAGGAAAGAGAAGUCGGCCUCAGAAGAAAGCCGUGUGGAUUGACUGUGGUGUCCAUGCACGGGAAUGGAUCGGACCUGCUUUCUGUCAGUGGUUUGUGAAGGAGGCCCUGUCCUCAUAUAAACAUGACUCUGUGAUGAGGAGGCUGCUCAACCAACUCAACUUCUACAUUAUGCCAGUUUUUAAUGUGGAUGGAUACCACUUCAGCUGGACCACAGAUCGAUUCUGGAGAAAAACACGCUCCAAGAAUCGCAAGUUUCACUGCAGGGGAGUGGAUGCAAACAGGAACUGGAAAGUAAAAUGGUGUGAGGAAGGCGCCUCCUCCCAUCCCUGUGAUGAUACUUACUGUGGCCCUUAUCCCGAGUCUGAACCUGAGGUAAAAGCUGUUGCCAAGUUUCUGCGCAAACACAAGAAACGUGUGAAAGCCUAUAUCUCCAUCCACGCCUACGCCCAAAUGCUGCUGUACCCCUAUUCAUACAAGUAUGCCACCAUCCCAAACUUCAACUGUGUGGAGUCAGCAGCUCAGACUGCAGUGUCAGCUCUGUACUCUGCAUAUGGAGUAAAAUACAGAUAUGGACCAGCAUCCACCACUCUGUAUGUUACAUCAGGCAGCUCCAUAGACUGGGCCUACAGGAAUGGGAUCCCUUACACAUUUGCAUUUGAACUCAGAGACACGGGGUACUUUGGGUUUCUUCUGCCUGAAUCUCUCAUCAACCCGACCUGCACUGAAACCAUGAGAGCUGUGAAGACCAUUGCUACAGGACUGCUCAAGAAGUGUGAGAUAGAUAGUAACACAUUUCCAUAUAUAUGA